GAUGGUCUUGAACGCGGCAGCUCCUGAACACGGCAGCCAUGGCAACAUAUGGCAGGAACCAGCUGACUGCAACUUUUCUCAGCAACUUUGAGGGCGUUUGUUUGCCAGAUACGGUGAGUUACAGCUGCCACUGAGCGGGUCAGUGCGACUACCUGAGGUAAGGGCCCGAGAGGUGGCGACUGGCGAGACACGAUCGAGGAAAACAACGCGCUUCCGCGUUGGUGAAGUUGAAGACUUUAGCCGGCGGGCUAACUAAGCUGCUAGUCGGGCGCAGAGUCAGCCAAAGCAUCGUGGCUGCCGGAAGCCGCGUUCCAGCACCGUCUGGUCCGGUUAGCGCGACCGCCGCGUGCCCUCGCGACGACCAAUGUCCGCGGGACCAGCGCCUCCUCCGGCCGACGACGACGGCGACGGCCUGCUCCGCGGGAGCCGCGCCAGGUCCUACGGCAGCCUGGUGCGGUCCCCGCUGUCUCCGGUUCGCCAGAGACGCGUCGAACACCAACUCGAGGCCGGAGAGACUCUGCCGGGCCUGGCGCUGAGGUACGGGGUGUCUAUGGAGCAAAUCAAAAGAGCCAACAGGCUGUACACCAACGACUCCAUAUUCCUGAAGAAGUCUUUGUCCAUCCCCGUGCUGUCGGACAUGGAUGGCUGCGCCAACGGGGGGGAUGUGACCGGAGAGGACUGCGGAGGAGACAAUGCCGGCUGUGCUCCUGCUCACAACAGGAGCACCAGGAGCGCUUCCGCGAACGAGCUCGGCGACGUCAGACAGCGGGCGGCAGACCUCACGCCGGUGGAUUUCUUGAAAAGGCUGGAUGAGUUGAUAAACCAGUCCAAGCAGGCCGCGGUCAGAGGAUGCCAGGACGCUGAGAAAAGGGUCGCUGCCCUGGAAGCAGCUUGCACCAGGGGCGCGUCAGGCUGGCGGCCUCUUCCCAGGUCCUCUACAGGGCAGCAGCAGCGGGAGGCCGCUCACAGGGCCGUGCCCCUCACCAUCACCAAACUCACCAUGAAUGUGAGGGACAGGGAAGAUGACAUCUUCGAGCUGUGAUGCAUUUCUUUGAUCGUCAAAGAAAACCAUAGUCACUGGAUUUAGCUCCCGGGACAAUACAUCACAGAUGAAAGGAUAGAUUCCUCAUGAUCCCCGCUGCUGUGUGGACUUCAGAGCUUAAAAUUCCAUUUCAUACUGGGGUAUAAUAUAGAAUCACACUGUCUAUUAACAUGUCUUUGUAAGUGAAUAUUGCUUCACUGUAGCCCUAUUUAUUUGUUGAUAUAUAGGUCAUGAAAAUCUUCAUAUGGCCCAUAGCUGUGUUUUGGGUUUUCUAUAUAUAUUUGUUUUUUUUAUUUUUUUAAACAGUGCUUGUUCUCACACGCAGAAAAUAAAAGCAUGAAAUGUUAAAAA
Scophthalmus maximus (turbot) is the source of this 1393-nucleotide messenger RNA. It is a transcript of the gene lysmd1, whose product is annotated as LysM, putative peptidoglycan-binding, domain containing 1. The transcript has 3 exons. NCBI's taxonomy places the organism in Eukaryota, Metazoa, Chordata, Actinopteri, Pleuronectiformes, Scophthalmidae. The record is from RefSeq and is a predicted model, not a curated record. The coding region runs from base 365 to 1042 and encodes 225 amino acids.